Messenger RNA from Lipotes vexillifer (Yangtze River dolphin), 2445 nucleotides. It is a transcript of the gene ISM1, whose product is annotated as isthmin 1. The transcript has 5 exons. Lineage: Eukaryota; Metazoa; Chordata; Mammalia; Artiodactyla; Lipotidae. Bases 9 to 1253 code for a protein of 414 amino acids. Gene Ontology annotation, biological process: negative regulation of angiogenesis. The record is from RefSeq and is a predicted model, not a curated record.
ACCUCAACAUGGAAAGUGCCUCGACAUCGGAAACCAGCCCUCCUCUCUCCAAAGAAACACCAGGGGAGCAUUCGGACCACCAGGCUGCACACCAACCAUUCCCCAGACAGCAAUUCCAGCAAGAGGCUAGGCCCCCUUCAUUGCAAAGAGAUGGCCCCAGAUCCUUUCUCCUUGAUCUACCAAACUUUCCAGAUCUUUCCAAAGCUGAUAUCAAUGGGCAGAAUCCAAAUAUCCAGGUCACCAUAGAGGUGGUGGACGGCCCUGACUCUGAAGCAGAUAAAGAUCAGCAUCCGGAGAAUAAGCCCAGCUGGUCAGUCCCAUCCCCCGACUGGCGGGCCUGGUGGCAGAGGUCCUUGUCCUUGGCAAGGGCCAACGGCGGGGACCAGGACUACAAGUACGACAGUACCUCAGACGACAGCAACUUCCUCACCCCCCCUGGGGGGUGGGACCGUCCGGCCCCAGGCCACCGGACUUUUGAAUCCAAAGAGCAGCCAGAAUAUGAUUCCACAGACGGUGAGGGAGACUGGAGUCUCUGGUCUGUUUGCAGCGUCACCUGUGGGAACGGCAACCAGAAACGGACCAGGUCUUGUGGCUACGCGUGCACUGCAACCGAAUCUAGGACGUGUGACCGUCCAAACUGCCCAGGAAUCGAGGACACCUUCAGGACAGCUGCCACUGAAGUGAGUCUGCUUGCGGGAAGUGAAGAGUUUAAUGCCACCAAACUGUUCGAAGUUGACACUGACAGCUGUGAGCGCUGGAUGAGCUGCAAGAGCGAGUUCCUAAAGAGGUACAUGCACAAGGUGAUCAACGACCUGCCCAGCUGCCCCUGCUCCUACCCCACCGAGGUGGCCUACAGCACAGCCGACGUCUUCGACCGCAUCAAGCGCAAGGACUUCCGCUGGAAGGAUGCCAGCGGGCCCAAGGAGAAGCUGGAGAUCUACAAGCCCACGGCCCGGUACUGCAUUCGCUCCAUGCUGUCCCUGGAGAGCACCACACUGGCCGCCCAGCACUGUUGCUAUGGCGACAACAUGCAGCUCAUCACCAGGGGCAAGGGGGCGGGGACGCCCAAUCUCAUCAGCACUGAGUUCUCAGCGGAGCUCCACUACAAAGUGGACAUCCUGCCCUGGAUUAUCUGCAAGGGCGACUGGAGCAGGUAUAACGAGGCCCGACCUCCCAACAACGGACAGAAGUGCACAGAGAGCCCCUCGGACGAAGAUUAUAUCAAGCAGUUUCAAGAGGCCAGAGAGUAUUAAAGAGACACCACCUCUGUUGUUCGUGACACAAACACACUGCACUGAUCCGCCACCUGGCACAGAGUCCCUCUUACCCGCAUACAUGUAUAUGUACGUAUACCACGUGAGUAUUUGUCAUAAGUUACACUAGGGGUGUGCGCCAGGCCCUUGUGACUGCCAUCUGAAGCCACCGUUGCCUCUUCAAUGCCGACGGCUUCCUUGGAACUCUUCCUAGGGGGCAUGUCCUCAGGAGGAUGGGGAGAAAGAAGCUGGAAGAAGAACCUGCAGGUCAUAACAGGUGGGAUUCAACUCACGCCCCGGAUCCAGCGUUUCCGAGAGAAGCAAAGGGGCAAAGAGAAGGAAGUUGUAAACGUGAUAAGCAGUUUUUAUAUAUAACUUAUUUAAUACGAAUGUGACUCAUACGUCACCUUUUCUCUGGAGUUGUCAUCGUGAAACUAUUUAAUCACUUCCACGAGAGUUCAGAAAGGGGCUUAGGGAGAUGGAAGACAGAGGGAAUUUUGUAGUAAUGACUUGUUUAAAAAUAAAGAAUUCAACAGAAAGAUAUCAAAACAAGAAAACACCCACCUGAAACCAAGUGUUAGUUAGCCAGUGAGGUACCUUGAUGAAGUCUCAGCUUCCAAAUGCCCUUGCCUCAGCCUGGGCAGGGAGUGGGGUGCAAAUGGGUAUUUUAGGAGAAAAUCUGAGGCCUGGUUUUAAGUGGACUUUAAAACAAAGGCCAGUAUUCUGGCCUUUCUAAAAGACCCCAGAAUAGAAUUUCUGCUCAUGCCUUAAUAGGUUCAGAAGGCUACAGGAAGGUCAGACAUAAAAACAAGGAGUAGCACUUUUCCAAAGAAAAAAUGCAAAACAAAUGGGGGGAGAACGUGAACUUCAUUUCAUCUAUUUUAUUUUAAUACCAUCGUAACAAUUUUUUUCUCCACAAUAUAUUCUCAGUAAAUAAAUAUAAAAACAAGGAAAGGAACUCAAGUCUAGGAAACCCUAAUUUUUUAUGUUUUAAGAAAGAAAAAAAAUACAUUAUUUUUGUAAAGUAUUUAUUGAGUCACUGAGUCUUGUGCAUCAAGCAAUUGUAAUAUGGCCUGGUUCUGUAGGGUGGAACUUAGGACAAAUAAAGAGUUGGUUCUUAUGCAAUCUUUACUUGCAAAACUCCAGGGAAAGAGAUUACAUAAUAAAAUCAUAAUAAAAUGUGUUACCUACA